UUUCCCCAGAAACCAUCAUAACCAUUUCCUCCACUCCAGCCAUCACUACUUCUCUCGAACGCAUCCUAUCACGCUGGAAGCCAACCGAAAUCAUCUUGAGAUCAACACAAUAUGGUUGUUUGCACCUACUUCUUGAAGGGAUCUUGCAAAUUUGGCAACACGUGCAGGAACUCUCACGUGGUAGACGGGGCCAACAAGACAGCAAAUACUAGUGCUUUGCCCGGACCUGAUAGCUUCGAAACGAUUUCCCGGACAAUGCAAGAUGACCUGACGACCGAAAGACCGCUGUAUUACCUCUCGGUCUACUCCCCACACAAAUCUGCAAUCAAUAUGAUCGAUGGCACCGAUGUGUCACCCGAAGAACUGCGUUUUCAAGCUUACCAAGCUCGAGCUAAUAAUACCACAUCCCAAUAUGUUGCCCAUGAAAGCCAACUUCUGCAGCAGAUGGAUUCAGUAAUCAAAACGGUCACCCAAAACUGUAAGGAAUCUUACAAGCAUUUUUACCACACCCAGCUGCCAUUAAACCACCCGAGUUCGACUUUCCGCAAGCCAACCCCUGGGGUGACGUCAUUCGGUGGGAGUGGGUUUGGUUCAAACAACCAACCCACAGCAUUUGGCCAAGCUGGCUCGGGCUUUGGUGGCCCCUCUACAGGCGCCUUCGGAGCCUUCGGCUCCCAGGCCGCCAAUCCGACCGUGUCUGCGUUUGGACAACCGUCUUCUGUCAGACCGACGAUAAGUGCCUUUGGCCAGCAGACCUCAGCAUUCGCUACUCAACCCUCCGCACAGCCCGGCACAGCCACCGCUUUUGGCAAGCCAUCUGCUUUCGGCUCACCCGCACCCGUCGCAUCUGCUUUCGGGGCUCCAUCGGCGCCUUCUGCGUUUGGCCAGCCUUCUCAGUUCGGAACAGCUUCUGCCUUCGGCGCGGCCUCCUCUCAGCCGACAACUGCCUUUGGGACAUCCCCUCAGCCGACUGGUGCGACCGCGUUUGGGUCGACCCCUCAGCCGACUGGUACGAAUGCCUUUGGGACGAAUACUCAGUCGACUGGUACGACUGCCUUUGGGACGCCCGCUCAGCCAGUGGCUGCAACGGCCUUUGGGGCGGUCUCUCAGCCGAGUGGCGCGACAGCCUUUGGAUCGAAUGUCCAAUCCGCACCCACCAAUUCAGCCGGCGCCUUCGGCCAAACAUCCCUCAACAAUACUUCCACUGCGUUUGGUCAGCCUGCCAAUCAGGCCACAAGUUUCGGCCAAUCAUCUGCAUUCGGCCAGCCUCAAACCCCCAACGCCUUUGGAAAACCAUCGGCAUUCGGCCAGUCAGCUUUCGGAAAACCGUCGGCUUUCGGCCAGUCUCCAUUUGGUCAAUCGGCCGCCUUCGGCACCCCGGUUGCUAAUCCGUCCGCAACUCCUGCUGCGACCACUGCCUUCGGACAAUCAUCAGGCUUUGGUGGAUCGUCUGCGCCUUUUAGCCAAGCCACACCAUCCAUGACUACGCCGCCUAACAAUCAAGCCAACACCAGUAGCGGUGGCGGGGGAGGAGGCUUUGCUGCCUUUGCCGGCGCGGCAAACCCUUCGAUGGCCACCAGUUUUACGAAUAAUCAAGCCGCUACAACUCCACCCGGUCCUGCGGAAGAUAGCAAGCCGAUUGUCUCUGCUUUCGGCCAGCCGAUGACUCCCUCUAAACCCUCCGCCUUGCCCAACACUUCUUCUUUCUUUGGCUCCGCUAAUCAGGUCGCUUCUAGCAGCAAUCCGAAUCCAUCGUCGUCGGUUGGCGACCGGGCCCCUGAGAAAUUCAAACUCCUCGACCCCUUCUGGCAGGAUGCUCCUACCGAAGCCGACCUUUCGCCCGCCCUUCUCGAGGCGUUUAGGGCCGAAUUCUUCGCCUGGGACUUCAUUCCUGACGUCCCUCCUCCUAUCACUUUGCGUUGACUCCCAACAUUUCUUCAAAAAAAAAAAAAAACGUCUUUCGAAUUUGUUUUUGUUUCAUACUUCUUUCUGUUCAUCUACUCUCACUAUUUUAGACCUUUAUUUC
Puccinia graminis f. sp. tritici CRL 75-36-700-3 is the source of this 2026-nucleotide messenger RNA. RefSeq lists its product as uncharacterized. Gene Ontology annotation, molecular function: metal ion binding. The transcript has 5 exons. The record is from RefSeq and is a predicted model, not a curated record. Bases 112 to 1923 code for a protein of 603 amino acids. NCBI's taxonomy places the organism in Eukaryota, Fungi, Basidiomycota, Pucciniomycetes, Pucciniales, Pucciniaceae.